Messenger RNA from Mya arenaria, 390 nucleotides. RefSeq lists its product as uncharacterized. The record is from RefSeq and is a predicted model, not a curated record. Bases 76 to 390 code for a protein of 104 amino acids. Lineage: Eukaryota; Metazoa; Mollusca; Bivalvia; Myida; Myidae. The transcript is spliced from 3 exons.
CUUUCUUUUUUGUAAGAGGGCUGGAGUUCAUGCAGAGAAGACCUUGACACUGUGGACAACAGGGGUCCCCUGACAAUGGGGCCAGCUAGACUGGUUGCAGAACAGCCAUUCCGCAUUAUCAUCGGUACAGGAGGCAGUCUUAGCUCCCAGACGUACAUUCGUCAGGUGGCAGUCUACAUUGCAAACCUGUUCUUGUUAACAUCAGACGGUCACGUAGACAUUGUUGCUGAUACGGAUGUCCAACCAGAAAACAUAGGUUUGCUCAAUGCAAUAAUUCUGGGAAAUUCUACGGAGAAUAUUCAUACUGAAUCCAUUCUUCAACGUGUUCCAAUCAAAAUGUCUUCAGGUAGAAGAAAAUAUUUAAAAAAAUAUGUUUUAUUGAAGGAAUGA